Messenger RNA from Lycium barbarum (goji berry), 720 nucleotides. RefSeq names its product deacetoxyvindoline 4-hydroxylase-like. The coding region runs from base 1 to 720 and encodes 239 amino acids. NCBI's taxonomy places the organism in Eukaryota, Viridiplantae, Streptophyta, Magnoliopsida, Solanales, Solanaceae. The record is from RefSeq and is a predicted model, not a curated record. The transcript has 3 exons.
AUGCACAAACCAGAAUUAUCUAGUAGGUUAGCAAAAUGGGCGGUUGAAAUCAGCGGGAAAGAAUUCUUUGAGUUCAUGAAUCAUAUCAGAAAACUAGGAGAAACUCUUCUUGACUUGCUAUCAGAAGCUCUUGGGCUAAAACCUGACCACUUGAAUGCCAUGGAAUGUACCAAAGGACAAACAUUAGUAUGUCAUUACUACCCGGCAUUCCCACAACCAGAGCUAACUCUUGGUACCGAUAAGCACACAGAUCCUGAUUUUCUUACCAUUCUGCUUCAAGAUCAAAGUGGCGGCCUUCAAGUCAUGCAUUAUAACCAAUGGGUCGAUGUUGAACCAAUUGAACGUACCAUUCUGCUUCAGAUCAAAGUGGCAGCCUUCAAGUCGUGCAUUAUAACCAAUGGGUCGAUGUUAAACCAAUUGAACAUGGUUUGGCUGUUAAUAUUGGUGAGUUUCUUCAGAUCCUAUCAACUGACAAAGUUUGUAAGUGUAAAUCAUAGAGUUGUAGCGAAUAAGGUAGGACCAAGGGUGUCAGUGGCAUGCUUCUUCAUUGGAGUUUUUGCACCACCAAAUAUGUAUGGUUCAAUCAAAGAGCUCAUAUCAGAAGAAAAACUGCCUCUAUAUAAAGAAUUUCUAGUAAGUGAUUACAUCACUGAGUUUUUCUCCAGGCCACUUGAUAAGUCCGGUCUUGAUCUUUUCAGACUCAGAGCAACCAGGCUCUAA